UCAGCUUCUUGAGCUGGGGCUAGUGGUAGUGGAUUACGGAGAUUGUUCUGUGGUGUGCUCAUUGUGGCCGAUCGUGGUGGUUCCGGGGCAAUCUUAGACGCCAUUUCCAUCGUCUCUGAGAUAUCGAGAACGAUGAUGUGACGGCUAGUUGCUCGUUGUACGAGAAGUGAGCAUAAUUUGGUCGAGAGAUCUAGCGGAGUUGUGAUCGACUCGGUGAUCGAUGGUAACGAAAGCUGUCUGCAUGCAGUUCAUCCGUGGUGUGGAGAAACCCUGCAGUCACUCCAAAACUUUCCCUGACGCCGCUGCCAUAAACAAGUAUUUUUUGUUUUCAGUCCUUCCAAGCGGCUUUCUGAAUUCGUGGUCUAUUUACAAUUUUACCAGUAUUCCCCUGCUGGCUGCGACUUAUCAAGAUGUCGUCCAUGCGUAAUGCCGUCACCCGACGGCCACACAAGGAGCGAGCGCAGCCCAAGUCACGAGAGAAAUGGGGCAUAUUAGAAAAACACAAGGACUACUCACUACGAGCGCAGGAUUACAAUCUGAAGAAGAAGAAACUUGGACAAUUGUCGCAAAAGGCCCAGGAAAGGAACCCCGAUGAAUUUGCGUUUGGUAUGCUCAGCCAGGGCAAAGCCGGCUUGGGAAAACACAAGGCAUCCAGAACUGCAGACGGCGCAGAGAGUGCUCGUCUGAGCCACGAUGCGGUCAAAUUAUUAAAGACUCAAGACGCUGGAUAUCUCAGGACUGUGGCGGCAAAGGGAAGGAAAGAGAUCGACAAAUUGAAGGAAGAGGUGGGUUUGGAUUCUGUCACGCUCAAUACACGGUCCGCCCCAAUACGUCCAAUACACAAGACAUUCGCAGAUGAAGACGGCGAGGAUGUGCUAGUGAGAGGCAAGAAGCGCACAUUGAGUAGCAACAUGAUCGAAAACGGUACACGAUAUACUGCAACGCACACCAUUGCAGAAGUACACCAGGUGGAUGCGGUGAUGGGCCUCGAUAUCGAAGACCAGGAAAACGAGCCAGACGUUAUGAAGUCAAGACCAACAUCCAAGAAAGCGAUGGCUACAAAGCAAGACGCAGCAGCUCGUCUGCGUGCGGAACGCAAGAAGAGGAAACGCCUACAAGAGAUGCGAGUUGCCAAACUGGAAGCGCUGAAAACCCGGCAACGCGAAAUACUGGCCGCGGCGGAACAGCUUGAUUUGCAGCGGGCAAAAAUGGCCAGGACGGUUGGGGGCGUAAACAGGAAUGGUGUCAAGUUCAAGAUUCGAGAGCGCAAGAAAUAGCGAUAUCCUCCUAUUGACGCUGAGAUGAUGAGACACGACUUGACGACAAUUAUCUAUUGAUGAGCUU
Molecule: messenger RNA, 1344 nt
Organism: Exophiala viscosa
Lineage: Eukaryota; Fungi; Ascomycota; Eurotiomycetes; Chaetothyriales; Herpotrichiellaceae
Product: small-subunit processome
Exons: 1
Coding region: 411-1277 (288 amino acids)
Biological process (GO): rRNA processing
Cellular component (GO): small-subunit processome; nucleolus
Source: RefSeq, a predicted model, not a curated record